Molecule: messenger RNA, 2228 nt
Organism: Balaenoptera musculus (blue whale)
Lineage: Eukaryota; Metazoa; Chordata; Mammalia; Artiodactyla; Balaenopteridae
Gene: MAIP1
Product: matrix AAA peptidase interacting protein 1
Exons: 4
Coding region: 142-819 (225 amino acids)
Biological process (GO): inner mitochondrial membrane organization; protein insertion into mitochondrial inner membrane from matrix
Cellular component (GO): mitochondrial inner membrane
Molecular function (GO): ribosome binding
Source: RefSeq, a predicted model, not a curated record
GAGCAGGGAAGGGGCGAACUCACCAGAGGUGCAGUAACAGGCCAGCUUUACUCUCCAGUUUCUUUCUCCGAGUCCCGCCGAGGUGGUUUCCCGCCGACUUUCUUUCCAUACUGCACAGGCAAGGGGUGAAAGGUCACAAAAAUGGCGCUGGCCGUCAGUCUUUUACCCCGCUUGCUGCUUUCUCGGCCUCUGCCGGGCUCGGCCGCCCGACUCUGGACUCCCGGUUCGGCCGACGUGUGGCCGCCAUUGGCUGGACUUUGCUGCUUCUGCCGCCGCCGCCUCGGCUCGGGAGCGGCCCCAUUUCCUCGAGUCUCUUGGGCCUCCGCGGCCUUGGCGCUGCCUGCUCGGGCUCCUCAGCGUCCCCUGCUCAGCCCUCUGGGACUCCGCACAACCCUUCCCGCUUUCCCUUUCUGCCCUCGGCGAACCUACAGCACCGAGGAGCAGCCCCAGCAGCGCCAGAAAACCAAGAUGAUCAUCCUGGGGUUCUCCAACCCCAUCAGCUGGAUUCGGACUCGAAUUUACUCCUUCCUUAUCUGGGCCUAUUUCGACCAAGAGUUCAGCAUCGCAGAAUUCAUGGAGGGAGCGAAGCAGGCUUUUGCUCAUGUGUCCAAGUUGCUGUCACAGAGUAAGUUUGAUCUACUGGAAGAACUUGUGGCCAAAGAGACACUACGUGUAUUGAAAGAAAAGGUUACUUCACUACCUGACAACCAUAAAAAUGCCCUUGCUGCUGACAUAGAUGAAAUUGUAUAUACAUCAACAGGAGACAUCUCCAUUUACUACGAUGAGAAAGAUUUCAGAGGGAGUUUACACAAGGAGUAAAACCUGACUGGACCAUUGCACGGAUUGAACACCCAAAGUUAUUAGAAUAAUCGAUCUUGGAAAAAUCAGCUUAUUGGACUUUUAGCAAUUACUGUGAAGAACUAAGGAAGAAAAAAUUUUCAGAUCAGUUGAUCUUCACUUAAUCAAGUCUGUGGAUUACUUUUGUAUUAUUUUGAAAUACUCCUUGUAGUAAAUUGGCAUGAUACAAUAAAGCAUUUUCCACAGAUUGUCAUCACUUUCUGUAGAAGAAGUCAAAGUAAAAAAAUUACAGCAGCCCAUCAUUGGCAUCAUAUUCAGUAUCAUUUCUCAUGUUACAUGUAUAUGUAUAUAUACACAAACUCAUUUUAUAGACAAUAAAGAAGAUAUUGAAAAAAUUACACAUUUCUAAAUUAAUAGUCCUUAAAUAUUUUAUUUGUGGUUAAUACACUUAUACCAAUAAUUCAAGUAUGUGUAAGAUUUAUUUUUAAAAAUCACUGCUGCUAUUUGAUUACCUCUUUGGUCACUAGCUGAAUGAGAAAGAACAGAUGGAAUUAUAGCAGAUGGGUCACUACAGUACUAAAAAUCAGUGAGGCUUACUAAAGCACAAAGAGAAAAAAGAAAAAAACAGUAACUUAACUCCCCUAUGAAGUAAUAUCAAGUCUUCUAACAUACUUGUAUUUGGACUCCUAGAAGUUGGGAUAGGGGAGACAAAAACAAUGUAAGAAAUAAUGUCUGAAAGUUUUCCUAAUUGAUGAAAACUAUAAACCCACCGAUCCAAGAAAUUCAGCAAGCAGGGAAGCACAUAAAGAAAACCUCACUAAGGUACAUCAUAAUCAAAUUGCUGAAAACUAGAGAAAAUUAGAAAAGCAGCUAGAGAAAAAAAAAAGACACAUUCCAUACAGAGAAUGACUGUAUUUCUUUUCUCAAACUAUGCAGGUUAGAGGCCUUGGCAUGACAUCUUUAAAGUACUGAAAGAAAUAAACCUGUUGACCUAGAAUUCUAUAUUCAGCAAAAAUAUCCUUCAGAAAAGGUGAGAAAAGACUUUUUCAGACAAGGAAAAGAUGAGAGAAUUUGUUGACGGAAGACCUGUUUUAUAAGAAAUGUUAGGGGCUAGUGGACAGAAUAGAGUAAAAGGACCCAUGCAUAUUGGACAAUUGAUUUUUGACAAAGGUGCCAUAGUUAUUCAAUGAGAAAAAAAAAAGUGUUUUUAACAAAUGGGUAACUAUAUAUUCAAAUAGGAAAUAACCUCAUCUCUCACCUCACACCAUACACAAUUUUAGUGCAAAAUUUAGAUUGCAAAAUGGAUCAUAGACUUAACAAAAGCUAAUACUCUAGAAAUUGUAGAAGGAAACAUAGAAAUUGCUGUCUUGGGAUAGAGAAAGAUUUCUUAGGAGACAAAAAGUGUGAAUCAUGAAAGAAAAAUUUAUAAA